This is a messenger RNA of Copidosoma floridanum, 1308 nucleotides long. RefSeq names its product galactose mutarotase. Gene Ontology annotation, molecular function: carbohydrate binding; aldose 1-epimerase activity. Gene Ontology annotation, biological process: glucose metabolic process; beta-D-galactose catabolic process via UDP-galactose, Leloir pathway. NCBI's taxonomy places the organism in Eukaryota, Metazoa, Arthropoda, Insecta, Hymenoptera, Encyrtidae. The record is from RefSeq and is a predicted model, not a curated record.
AUGCCCCGGUACACCUUCAAGAAGAUAAAUGUCGUCGAAGAAGACUUUGGCGAAAUAUUUGCAGAAACCUGCGACAGCGAGUCGAUCAGGCCGGGCUCGAGUUUCUGCUCCGCGUACGGCGAGGGCGACUCCCUUCGCAAGCCCAACGGCGAGCAAAUCACCAUUAAAUCAUUCACGAUGACAAACUCCAACCGCAUGGAGGUGAAGCUCAUCACUUGGGGCGCGACCAUCGUCUCCGUCAAGUGCCCGGAUAAGUACGGCGACGUUGCCGACGUCGUUCUUGGGUUCGACGACCUGAAAGGCUACCUGGACCCCACCUUGAAUCAGUUCGUGGGCUGCGUCCUCGGGAGAUGCGCCAACCGCAUAAGGGAUGGUACCUUCAAGUUGAAAGGCAGCGAUUACGUUUUGACGAAAAACGAGUCGAAGAGGCACCACUUGCACGGCGGAACAAACGGGUUCGGUCGGCGGAUCUGGGAGUCGCACGUGGACGAGAGCUGCUGCGUGGUGAUGAGUUAUUUGAGCCAGGACGGGGAGGAGGGCUACCCGGGCGCGGUGCUCGCUACGCUCAAGUUCAAAUUGACGAACGACAACAGGCUGGAGAUCAGUUGCCGGGCGAGCACUUCCAAACCAACGGUCGUCAACUUGUCCCACGGAUCUCUGUUCAAUUUGGCUGGACACUGCGCAGGGGAGGCGGAACUAAGGAAACAUCAGAUCUUGUUGAACUGUGAUCGUUGGACGGUUGCCGAUUCGAACGAUGACCCGCCCAUACCGAUCGGAACGAUUCGCGGCGUCGGGGGCACGAUAAUGGAUCUGCGGGUACCGAAGCUCCUCGGAGACGUCAUUGAUGCAGUUCCAGGAUCCAAAGGUUUCGAGCACAACUUUUGCGUCCUCGCGAGGCGCUCGCAGCCCGAAGUUUUGUUCGUCGCUAGAGUCUUUCACGAGCCAAGCGGCAGAUUCCUCGAAGUUUACUCGGACCAGCCGGGCGUGCAGUUGUACACAGCCGGUAGAUUACCACCUUACGAGAACACGUACAUCACGGACACAGAGUCGAGUGAGCUGAGCUCGUACGAGUGCGGGGAGGAGUGCGACUGCGAGUCCGAAAAGCCCCUCGAGUUCAUACCGGGCAAGUGCGGUGCUCAGUACACAAAGUUUGCCGCGCUGAGCAUCCAGCCGCAAAACUACCCCGAUGCUGUCAACGUGCCGCAUUUUCCAUGCGCGGUACUGCGGCCGGGCCAAGUUUACUACCACGACUUAGUGUACAAACUCGGGGUCCAGCUCGACUCGCCCGAGUGCAAAAUACACUGCUGA